Messenger RNA from Saprolegnia parasitica CBS 223.65, 855 nucleotides. RefSeq lists its product as hypothetical. The record is from RefSeq and is a predicted model, not a curated record. Gene Ontology annotation, biological process: mitotic cell cycle phase transition; regulation of cyclin-dependent protein serine/threonine kinase activity. The transcript is spliced from 6 exons. Gene Ontology annotation, cellular component: nucleus; cyclin-dependent protein kinase holoenzyme complex; cytoplasm. Gene Ontology annotation, molecular function: cyclin-dependent protein serine/threonine kinase regulator activity. Lineage: Eukaryota; Oomycota; Saprolegniomycetes; Saprolegniales; Saprolegniaceae. Bases 1 to 855 code for a protein of 284 amino acids.
AUGGAGCUCUGCUGCGACGAAGAGCUCGUAUCGAUCGAGACCUCCAAGUACUUGCCGCUCGACGACGCGGAUUUGGACCUCGCCGACGACUGGUACACUACGAUGCUGCACCAAGAGCGUCUCCGCGUCGCGUUCAACCCAAGCUUUCACUAUGUACAGACACGACGCGUCCUCGUGGACUGGACCUGCGACGUUGGCGACGCACUGCACCUCGAAAAGUGGAUUGUGCACACGGCCGUGGUGUACCUCGACCGCAUUCUAAGCGAAGGCGACAAGCCGCCGCAAACCAAGCUCCAACUCUACUGCCUUUGCUGUCUGUACAUUGCCGCCAAGACGUUUGCCUUGGACAGUGACAUUCCGUCGCUGGACGACAUGCACGCGUAUGCCAACGGCCUCUACUCGACGCACGACAUCAAGCUCUACGAAGCCCGUCUCUUGCAAGCGCUGCACUGGUCCCUCACGGCGCUGCACCCGCUGUCGUUUGUACGCUUUUACGUGGCGUCGGCGCCGCUCUUUCCCGACGAUGCGAUCCACGACUUACGUCUGGGGCAUUUGUCCGAGAAGCCCGAGCUCGUCGACCGCUACAGUGCGCUGGUCGAGUUCCUCGCCGACCUCUGCCUCUCCGAGUACGCGUUCCUCGAGUACCUUCCGUCCGUUGUGGCCACGGCCAUUUUGGCCGUCGGGCGGCGCCUUUUGAGCAUCACGCCUGUCUGGCGGGCCGAGAUGGAAGCGCUGACGGGGUACGCGGGGCACGAAAUUGAAGCGUGUUACCACCACGUGUACCGGCACUACGAGGUACACGGCACCAAGCCGGGCCAGGCCGAAACAUCGCCGACUGCCGUCUCGGAGCUCUAA